Molecule: messenger RNA, 3091 nt
Organism: Toxoplasma gondii ME49
Lineage: Eukaryota; Apicomplexa; Conoidasida; Eucoccidiorida; Sarcocystidae
Product: Peptidyl-tRNA hydrolase PTH2 domain-containing protein
Exons: 2
Coding region: 2009-2809 (266 amino acids)
Molecular function (GO): peptidyl-tRNA hydrolase activity
Source: RefSeq, a predicted model, not a curated record
AACCGUGUGCGUAUUGCUUUGGAACUUGAUGCUUUGUCUCUUGAAGAUCUCGGCAUAUUUCUCUUUGGCUUCUUGUCACGUCGUAUGAAGUGAGGGACUCGUAUCCGUUGGGUUUGUGUGUGGAGUGGCAUGGUACCGGCCCGUCCUCGGGCCUUUUUCUGCGGUGGAAACUCCUCUUCUUCUCGUGUUGGUGUGAUGAUUGCCGGAUCCAAGCUUUAUCCUGGCUGCAGAGACGCAUUUUCUUUUCAACUCUAAAACCGUAGCAAUCCGCCUAUCUUUGACCCUGAGCGAGUUCCCACUGUUUUCACGAUUGAGGCCGAUUUCUUGGCUUGCUAGCCUCCUCCUUUCUUGCAUUGUGGCAGCUGUCCCUCCGUGUUCUAAAUCUUCAGUGCUCGUAGCAGGUCCCCGACAGAAAGACGUUUUUUUCAUUGCGGUUCCAAGGACGUUCCCGGAGUAUUUGCAGUUCAGUCUCCCUAUACGAUCUACUAGCACAAAGCACGAAACUGCGUUUGCUUCUCCUUCUUUGUAGGUUAAGCAACAGUCUUGAGCCAAAAAAAAUUAAAGAGGGCAAUCCAAAUUUCUUGAUUCAGGGGACGAUACACCAGUGCCUCUGAGACCCACUCCUGCCAUGCCACAAUGGGGCAAACUCAGAUCCUGUAUUAGGGUACGUUAAAUACCGGAAUGAACAAAGCUCCUGACCAGAGAAGGUACUCACGAAAACUGGAGCCCUGAAGUAGUGCUAGCGUAACUCAGGGAUGGUGAUUGCAGGGAAAUUAGUGUGGAAACGAAUAAACCGAUACAGAAUUCUCUAGUUACUAGCCACACUAGUCUACCCACAUGCAUGCACGCAGUUGUCUCGUCCCCUGUAUCUGGACGACUAUUUUUUUGCAUGCACGAGAUAGUACGGACGCGAAGAGCCGAAAGACAAAUAAAACGUUGACAUUCUGACGCCGGCAUAAGAAACCAUUCCCAGACGACACUUUUGAACCCAGCCUAGUGAUGGUCCUGACAGCAUGAAAAUGAAAAGCCUUUCAGCGUAACUCAAUCGCGAUCGGACAUACGUGUCGCGGAUGGUUUCUCUUUGACCGUCCAUAACAAGCGGAAGUGUGAAAUUUCCGGAACGAAUCUUCUUUUUUUCUCGGUUUCAAGCUUUGUUGAUGUGCAUUUCACCGCCUUGCGCUACUGCGGCUGUCUUUUCCAUUCCUAGCUGAGGCAAAGGGGGAUGUGGAAUGCAAGUGUGCAUCCCCCGAUGCGAGCGCACAAAACGUUUGAGCGGAAAAGGUGCACAUUGGUUAACAAAAAAGCAUCUGUCUAUGCUUAUAUCCAUUACACGUCGUGUGUCAUGUGGAGUGUUAGCUUUGGUGUGUCUUUCUGUUGAUAUACUGGUGCCCUACAAUCUCUUCGUUGUGAAAAAUAUCCUGUCUUGCUAAAGCUGUAGAUUCUGUGGUUUUAAAGCAACGUUUUGGGGUUCCCUCAAACCUGGAAGCGUGCGGCGAUUUCUCAUGGAAACCCGAGCGUUUUCCUGGGCGUCUGUCCAUGUGUCUGUUCUCUGUUAAACGGGUGUUUACGCGAAAUGCCAAACAUCCUUCUGGCUCGGUUCGCGUUCACAUGCCGCCACACCUUCUACGGGGAGCUACCUAGAAAUCACAUUUAUGCCGGCUAGCUCUCGUGUCUGCAUUCGGUCCCGGCCCUCCACGGGUUGACCAUCGUACCUCUCAGAACAGACAUCCGAUUGUCCCAGGGUGGUACUCUUCCCCGCUCUUCGUGCUCGUGGCAACUUGCUGCGCGUCUCAGUGCGUACGCCGCGAUGUCCCACCUGUCUACCUAUGCGGAAGUGUGCGAAUAUCUGUUUAUAGAUGCAAACUACUUUACUGUAUUUUUGUAAUGUCUUCGGCAUGGGAGUGGAUAUGGUUUGUGUGAGUAUGUGCCAGACGGAGACAAAGGACGCCUCUCACGUUUGAAGCAGCGAAAGGAAUGCUCGUGUUCGUUGUUGUUCUGUGAGUUUCGAAUGUGGAGGGGAAACUCCUCACCGUUUCAGCUCUCGGGUAGUUGCGGGUUGUCGCCGAACAGGGUAGCGUGGAAAAGGCUUCCGGGCCUUCCUCGCGCACCGUUAUUCCCCUCUCGCUGUUCCUUGUUUCCUUCGUCACUCUCCUUAGGUCACCCGAAGCGCCCACCUACCAUCACACGGCAAGCCUGUUCAGUAGGCAGGCGGGUGGAAACAAUCACAAAAGUACAGCAGUUCAGUGUAUUCCUCAAACCUCACUCCACUAUGAACAUUUCGAGCGGGGGCAUUUUUUCACUUUCGAGUGAUGCACCCUCUAGUGCAGCUGGGAUGCAGACCUCCACUCAGCACCAACAGGCGGACAACAACGCGCAAGCAGAGGACACCAUCGGCGUAAAAACAGAAAAUGGAAAAGUCGUGGGAACAAAGGAAAAGAGACAGGCUGGCCGCCCCGACCCCAUUGUUCAGUAUGUCUUGCUUCGGAAAGAUCUCCAGACAGCGCUGGGAUGGCCGACAGGAGCAGUCAUUGCUCAGGCGUGCCACGCUUGCAUUAGUGUAGUGGCAUCAGCGUAUUCGGAGCCAGACGUGCAGGCGUACCUUGCAGAAGGCGACAACAUGCGGAAAGUCGUUCUGGAAGUCCACAGCGAAGAGGAUCUUAGAAAAAUCAGCGAGACUCUUGACACAAAAGAUAUUUGCCACAAACUGUGGAUUGAACAACCCGAGGGGAUCCCAACCUGCGUGGCGAUACAGCCUAUGCGGCGGUCGAAAGUUAACUCGUUACUCAAGAGUUUCAAACUCUACUCGUAGAAGAGAAAGUAUAGGGUGGGCAUUUCUUUUGGAAAAACACGCGUGACCAAUUCUUCUCUGACCUUCCCGAGGCGACCUCGAUUUCCAGGAUGAUACGUCUUUGUCCCCAUUAACAAAAAUUCGUUUUUCGUUUUGAAAGCCGCAAACUUGGGGCUUGGGGUGAGAAGUUUUCGUUUCAGCUUGCUCGCAUGUUGCCCGAGCAGUGCUGUGCAUGCGUACGCAUGUGAGUAAGCACACUUCUUGAUUUACGCACAUGUAAGGAAAUGUGCGUUUAUGCACGGU